UAAAAUUCAAUUCAGUAUAUUUAUCAGAAAACAUGGCGUGGAAUUGCUGCUCCUGCUCUUCCUCUCCGGCAACCACUUCUCCGGUUGCAGUUCCCGCCAUUUACACCACCGGCAGAACUCGUAACCGUUUCACCACCACUCUCAGUAAGCAGAAGAAUCUCUCCUCACAAUUCCAAUCCACCAGAAAUGGCGUCGUUUUGUCAAAUUUCAGAGCUAGGAGCAAAUCCACGGAAGCGGAGCUCGGAAUCGACCCUUCGCCGCCGUCCGAUGAGAUUGAGUGUAUAGGCACUGGAUUUGACGUCGAAUGCGUUUACCCUCCCGCCGAUGAUUUUUCAGAAAACCAGACAAAAAAAUUGAGCCAGGAAUCCGGCAAAACGACGUCGGAUUGGGUUUUAUUGGCAUUGGAAUUAGGGCUUUUGAUAUCGCCGUUCUUCUUCUGGGGCACGGCGAUGGUGGCGAUGAAGGAAGUUCUCCCCAAAACGGGGCCCUUCUUCAUGUCGGCGUUUCGGCUAAUUCCAGCCGGCUUCCUAUUGGUCGGCUUCGCGGCUUCCAAAGGGCGGCGUUUGCCUUCGGGUUUCAAUGCGUGGCUGUCGAUCUCGGCAUUCGCUCUCGUCGAUGCUUCGUGUUUUCAGGGCUUUCUGGCUGAAGGAUUGGACCGGACUACAGCUGGUUUGGGCAGUGUAAUAAUUGAUUCGCAGCCUCUGACUGUGGCUAUUCUGGCAUCGUUAUUCUUUGGGGAGUCGAUAGGGUACGUUGGAGCUGCUGGACUAAUACUUGGUGUUGUAGGACUUUUACUUCUUGAGGUACCCGCUCUUGCUUUUGACGCGAACAACUUUUCAUUGUGGGAAAGUGGAGAAUGGUGGAUGCUUCUUGCAGCACAAAGUAUGGCAGUUGGUACUGUAAUGGUCCGUUGGGUGUCCAAAUACUCGGAUCCUGUUAUGGCUACUGGAUGGCACAUGGUUAUUGGUGGUCUCCCUCUUAUGGCAAUCUCCAUUCUUAAACAUGAUCCCGCCCUCUCGAGUUUUGAUGAGCUUACGACAAAUGACGUUUUAGCCCUUCUUUAUACCUCAAUAUUUGGAAGUGCCAUCAGCUAUGGUGUCUACUUCUACAAUGCUACAAGAGGAAGCUUGACAAAGCUGAGCUCCCUUACCUUUCUCACUCCAAUGUUUGCAUCUGUUUUCGGGUUCAUCUAUCUCGGUGAGACCUUCAGCCCACUGCAACUGGUUGGAGCAUUCAUAACCGUUGCAGCAAUAUAUAUGGUCAACUACAAAACCGAGGCCCAAUGAAGUGCUAUCGAUCAGUACACACACACACAUAUGAAGUUACCUAAUGUGGACUAUCCAAAAAUAGUGCAUACCAGAAAAAAGAGGAGAGAUCUCCAAAUAUACCAACGAUGAAAGUUUGUUGGAACGAAAACUCGAUACGAAAUAUUCAUCAAACUUUUAUCAGCAUUUAGAUAGGUUCCCCCGGGUUGUCAGCUCCAAAGAUGAAGGCCGAGAGAAAAUGAUCUCAUCAAAUGGUGAAAAGGUUACUAAGAAAUGAACAGUGGGAGACGUCGUCAAGAAGUUAAUCGUUAUAACCGAAAACGUUAUAUAUAUUAUUUUGAUUAAUGUUAUUGAUAAUUUUGAUUUUUUAGUGAUUUAAAUUUUUUAUUUAUUAAUGAUAGUAAACUUGGACACUAUGUAAGACGAUUUUCUUGUUAGAAAAUUUGUAUAUUAAUCAAGUUUAUAAUGACGGUUAAACUCCGACCUUUGUAGCAACAGUAGAUUAAAAUAGAAGAAUGUGAGAUACCCCUUA
This is a messenger RNA of Erythranthe guttata (spotted monkey flower), 1797 nucleotides long. RefSeq names its product nodulin MtN21 /EamA-like transporter family protein. Lineage: Eukaryota; Viridiplantae; Streptophyta; Magnoliopsida; Lamiales; Phrymaceae. The record is from RefSeq and is a predicted model, not a curated record. Gene Ontology annotation, cellular component: membrane; chloroplast.